Knipowitschia caucasica is the source of this 2583-nucleotide messenger RNA. Lineage: Eukaryota; Metazoa; Chordata; Actinopteri; Gobiiformes; Gobiidae. The record is from the annotation of a GenBank genome assembly.
AUGACGGGAUCUCUGAGCCUGGCCUCCUCCAUCUACACCAGCGGACUGCCCAGCCCCAGCCUCCAUCUACACCAGCGGACUGCCCAGCUCCCUCCUCCAUCUACACCAGCGGACUGCCCUGCCCCCCCUCUACCUACACCAGCGGACUGCCCUGCCCCCCCUCUAUCUACACCAGCGGACUGCCCUGCCCCCCCUCUAUCUACACCAGCGGACUGCCCAGCUCCCCCCUCCAUCUACACCAGCGGACUGCCCUGCCCCCCCCUCUACCUACACCAGCGGACUGCCCUGCCCCCCCUCUAUCUACACCAGCGGACUGCCCUGCCCCCCCUCUAUCUACACCAGCGGACUGCCCAGCUCCCUCCUCCAUCUACACCAGCGGACUGCCCUGCCCCCCUCUAUCUACACCAGCGGACUGCCCUGCCCCCCUCUAUCUACACCAGCGGACUGCCCUGCCCCCCCUCUAUCUACACCAGCGGACUGCCCUGCCCCCCCUCUAUCUACACCAGCGGACUGCCCAGCUCCCUCCUCCAUCUACACCAGCGGACUGCCCUGCCCCCCCCCUCUAUCUACACCAGCGGACUGCCCUGCCCCCCCUCUAUCUACACCAGCGGACUGCCCAGCUUCCUCCUCCAUCUACACCAGCGGACUGCCCUGCCCCCCUCUAUCUACACCAGCGGACUGCCCAGCUCCCUCCUCCAUCUACACCAGCGGACUGCCCUGCCCCCCCUCUAUCUACACCAGCGGACUGCCCUGCCCCCCCUCUAUCUACACCAGCGGACUGCCCUGCCCCCCUCUAUCUACACCAGCGGACUGCCCUGCCCCCCUCUAUCUACACCAGCGGACUGCCCAGCUUCCUCCUCCAUCUACACCAGCGGACUGCCCUGCCCCCCUCUAUCUACACCAGCGGACUGCCCAGCUCCCUCCUCCAUCUACACCAGCGGACUGCCCUGCCCCCCCUCUAUCUACACCAGCGGACUGCCCUGCCCCCCUCUAUCUACACCAGCGGACUGCCCUGCCCCCCCUCUAUCUACACCAGCGGACUGCCCUGCCCCCCCUCUACCUACACCAGCGGACUGCCCUGCCCCCCCUCUAUCUACACCAGCGGACUGCCCAGCUCCCUCCUCCAUCUACACCAGCGGACUGCCCUGCCCCCCUCUAUCUACACCAGCGGACUGCCCAGCUCCCUCCUCCAUCUACACCAGCGGACUGCCCUGCCCCCCCUCUAUCUACACCAGCGGACUGCCCUGCCCCCCCUCUAUCUACACCAGCGGACUGCCCUGCCCCCCCUCCAUCUACACCAGCGGACUGCCCUGCCCCCCCUCUACCUACACCAGCGGACUGCCCAGCCCCAGCCUCCAUCUACACCAGCGGACUGCCCAGCUCCCUCCUCCAUCUACACUAGCGGACUGCCCUGCCCCCCCUCUAUCUACACCAGCGGACUGCCCUGCCCCCCCUCUAUCUACACCAGCGGACUGCCCUGCCCCCCCUCUAUCUACACCAGCGGACUGCCCAGCUCCCUCCUCCAUCUACACCAGCGGACUGCCCUGCCCCCCCUCUACCUACACCAGCGGACUGCCCUGCCCCCCCUCUAUCUACACCAGCGGACUGCCCUGCCCCCCCUCUAUCUACACCAGCGGACUGCCCAGCUCCCCCCUCCAUCUACACCAGCGGACUGCCCUGCCCCCCCCUCUAUCUACACCAGCGGACUGCCCUGCCCCCCCUCUAUCUACACCAGCGGACUGCCCAGCUCCCUCCUCCAUCUACACCAGCGGACUGCCCUGCCCCCCCCUCUAUCUACACCAGCGGACUGCCCUGCCCCCCCUCUAUCUACACCAGCGGACUGCCCUGCCCCCCCUCUAUCUACACCAGCGGACUGCCCAGCUUCCUCCUCCAUCUACACCAGCGGACUGCCCUGCCCCCCUCUAUCUACACCAGCGGACUGCCCUGCCCCCCCUCUAUCUACACCAGCGGACUGCCCAGCUCCCCCCUCCAUCUACACCAGCGGACUGCCCUGCCCCCCCCUCUACCUACACCAGCGGACUGCCCUGCCCCCCCUCUAUCUACACCAGCGGACUGCCCUGCCCCCCCUCUAUCUACACCAGCGGACUGCCCAGCUACCCCCUCCAUCUACACCAGCGGACUGCCCUGCCCCCCCCUCUAUCUACACCAGCGGACUGCCCUGCCCCCCCUCUAUCUACACCAGCGGACUGCCCAGCUCCCUCCUCCAUCUACACCAGCGGACUGCCCUGCCCCCCUCUAUCUACACCAGCGGACUGCCCAGCUCCCCCCUCCAUCUACACCAGCGGACUGCCCUGCCCCCCCCUCUACCUACACCUGCGGACUGCCCCGCCCCCCCUCUACCUACACCUGUGGACUGCCCAGCCCCCCCCUCUACCUACACCUGUGGACCGCCCCCCCCCCCCCCAUCAUCUACACCCCCCCUUCAUCUACACCUGCGGACUUCCCUGCCCCUCCCUCUAUCUACACCUGCGGACUUCCCUGCCCCUCCCUCUAUCUACACCUGCGGACUGCCCUGCCCCUCCCUCUAUCUACACCUGUGGACUGUCUAGACCUGAAUACUGA